Cyprinodon variegatus (sheepshead minnow) is the source of this 930-nucleotide messenger RNA. Its product is annotated as group XIIB secretory phospholipase A2-like protein. The record is from RefSeq and is a predicted model, not a curated record. Gene Ontology annotation, cellular component: extracellular region. Bases 47 to 682 code for a protein of 211 amino acids. Gene Ontology annotation, biological process: lipid catabolic process; phospholipid metabolic process; triglyceride homeostasis. The transcript has 4 exons. Gene Ontology annotation, molecular function: calcium ion binding; A2-type glycerophospholipase activity. NCBI's taxonomy places the organism in Eukaryota, Metazoa, Chordata, Actinopteri, Cyprinodontiformes, Cyprinodontidae.
UCAUAGGACCUGAAUCCUGUUCAUACUGAGCCGACGGAGCCACAGGAUGACACGCUGGGUCCUUCUCGCUCCCCUCCUGGUGGGCCUGCUGAUCCUCAGAGCAGCAGCUCAGGAUGCUGAAAACCCUGAAUCCACACCACCUCCAUCAGGUCAAACCUCUGAUGGUGGCGCCCAGGCAGGGGAUCAGAGCGAGGACUGGGGGAUUAACUCACUCCGAGGAAGCUUUGAGGCGGUCAGCGGCUACUUUGACUCGAUGCUGGAGUUCAUGGGUGGAAAAGAUGGAGUGUGCCAGUAUCGCUGCAGACAUGGUAAAGCACCUAUCCCUCGUCCCGGCUACAAGAUGCCUGAGCCUGAUGGAUGCAGUUCCUACUUCUUCGGCCUUCCUAUUCCAGAUGGGAUGGAUAUGGGAAUCCCUGCGAUGACCAAAUGCUGCAAUCAGCUGGACAUGUGUUACGACACCUGUGGCUCCAACAAGUACCGCUGCGACUCCAAGUUUCGUUGGUGCCUCCACAGCAUCUGCUCUGACCUCAAGAAGAGCCUUGGCUUUGUGUCCAAAGUUGAAGCAUGUGAAACUGUAGCCGACACUUUGUUCAACACAGUGUGGACUCUGGGCUGCAGACCCUACAUGAACAGCCAGAGGGCGGCCUGCUACUGUCCAGGAGAAGAAAAAGAUGAACUGUAAAAAAAAAAAACAUGCUGCCUUUCCACAGGAGCUGCAUCACGUUUUAUUGUCAUUAAGGUGGAUGUGACUCCUUGAGUAAUUUAUUUGAGCCUUCUUAGUUCUUGUUUUCGCAAUUAUUAAAAAACGUCAGUAUUGUUUUAACUUCUAUGUGAGACGACCUUGUUUCAACAUCAACUUAUGUGGAUGUAUUCUACCAAACAUCGAGUGAUUUGUUUUCAUGGUUAAGCCUACCUCAUAAAGGCGUUAAA